ACUUGUUCCUCGUAGGGUUUCUCUAUCUUCUCCCAAAAACCUCCGAAAAUGUCCGGAUCUCUAGGCCGCACGCCGGAAUCCUUAAAGGCCUCCGGCCGGAGCUCCGAGAAGCUCAGCCUCCCCAUCCUCCAGGGCAAAAUCAAACGCGACCCAGAUGGCUACGAAACAGAGCUCCAAUUAAUCUACAAACAGUUCAAAGCCUCCGUCGAUCUCUUCCAGCAGCAAGCCGCCCUCAGCUUCUCCUCCGUCGGCUCCGACCCUUCCGUCGCCAAAGACCUCGGCGACCGAGCCAUGUUCCUAGCUCACGUCACUCCCUUUUACCCCAAGCAGCUCGCGGAGUUCCCAGCUCAGCUGACUGAUUUGCUCCGCACCUCGUGCCUCGCGAUGCCCUCGGGACUGAGGAACCACGUCUCUCAGGCGUUGAUUCUUCUUAUGAAUCGAAAGAGUCUUGUCAUCGAGGAUUUGCUGGCUCUGUUUCUGGAUGUUCAGUGUAUUGGUGAUAGGAACUUGAGGAAGCUUGCGUUUUCUCACAUUGUUCAAACUAUUCGUAAGAUGAGUGUUACUGAUCCGAGGCAUAAGGGACUUCAGAAGAUUGUCAUCUCCAUGUUGGAGCAAGAAGAUGAAACAAAGGCUAAGAGAGCGCUUGUUACUCUCUGUGAGCUUCUAAAGAAGAAGGUUUGGCUUGGUGAUAGACAUGAGAGAGUUGCUAUUGCCAUUUGUGAAGCUUGCUUUCAUGCUUCACCUAGGAUCAUGGUUUCUUCCCUUCGGUUUCUUCUUGACUACGAGAACCUUGACGAUGAGGAUGAUAGUGAUGCUUCAGACAACGACGAUGACGAGGAUGCAAAGCCCGAAAACCAUGUUGUGAUUAACAGGGAGGCUGUUUACAAGGCAAACAACAAAGGGACAUCUUCUAGCAAGAAGAAGAAGCAAGCGAAACUGCAACGUGCAAUGAAAAGUAUUAAGAAAAAGCAGCGUGCUUCGUCCGAGAGCACCACUUCAACUUAUUCACCUCUCAAUCAUCUAAAUGAUCCUCAGAAAUUUGCAGAGAAAUUGCUUUCCCGUCUUCAGACUGGCAAGAGCAUUGGCAAAACUAGUGAACGAAUUGAGACCAGGUUGAUGAUGAUGAAAGUUAUUGCACGAACAAUUGGGCUUCACAAGUUGCAAUUAUUAAGCUUUUACACUUAUCUUCAAAACUACGCUAAGCCACAUGAAAAGGACGUUACACAAAUACUUGCAGCAGCAGUUCAGGCUUGCCAUGAUGGGGUUCCUUCUGAUGCUGUGAAACCACUGUUCAUGCAAAUAGUGAAUCAGUUUGUACACGACCGUUCACGUCCUGAGGCUAUUGCUGUCGGACUCAAUGUGAUUCGAGAAAUGUGCCUGAGGAUUCCCGAGUUGAUGACAGAAGAGUUGCUGCAAGAUCUUGCUCUGUAUAAAAAGGAACAUGAAAAGGCCAUAUCCGCAGGAGCCCGUUCCCUCAUUGCAUUGUUCAGAGAGAUCAAUCCUUCGCUUCUAGUGAAAAAAGACCGUGGCCGUCCUGGAGGUCCCGUUGCCAAACCUAAACAAUUCGGAGAAGUUAAUGUCUUCAGCGAUGUUCCCAAUGUUGAGUUAUUGCAAGAAAGUGAUCAUGAGAGUGACUCUGAUGAAGACGAUGAUGAUGUGGAGUUGCCUGGCAGUGAUGAUGUCGAGCAGGAGGAGCUGGUGCCUGAUGAUUGUGGAAACGAGGACGAAGCUGAAGAAGAUUCUGAUGACGAUAUGAACAACACUGAAGAUGACAGUGAUGUUGAUACUUCCAUCGCGGGUGACGACGAAGAGGAAGAUAUGAAUGACAGUGAUGAAGCCGAGACUGAUUCUGAAAACGAGGAGAUGGAAAGCGAAGAAGAUGAUGAUGAUGGAGAAGCCUCUGAUUCUUCUGCAGAAGAUAGUGGAAGCAAAGAGAAGGCCAAGGGGAAGAAAAGGAAGAUGGUAGAUUUCGAUGCUAAUCUCCUCUCUGCUGAUACAAGCCUACGAGCACUGAAGAGGUUCGCAGAAGCCAAGAGCGAGCAGCCUUGUUUGGAUGAAAACGAUGGCAUACUUUCCAAUGAGGACUUCCGAAAAAUCAAAGAUCUUCAGGCAAAGAAGGAAGCAAAACUUGCAUUGGCUCGAAAAGGGUUCAAGGUUCCAGAUUCUGAUCAGCUAAGUAAGAAGCGUGUCAAUCCAGCCAAACUUGAAGCUCACAUAAGGCAUAAACUGACAAAGGAGCAGAGAAUGGAGUUAGUUAAAGCGGGUAGGGAGGACAGAGUGAAAUACCAAUCCAGGACUGCCACCAAGCAGAAGAAGGUGGGAGGAUCGAGCAAUAAACAGAAGGAGCACAAGAAGAAUAUGCCUCUUGCUGCGAUAAGAUCAAAGGCUGGUAGAUCUAAGCGAUCCAAGAAAAUGAAGAAAAGCAACAGCGGAACCCAGUUCAGAGGAAGGAAAGCAUGGAAAUGAAACUGACCAAAACACUCUUCCUACUUCCUUUUUUUUUGUCUCAAAACCCGAACACAACUUUGCUUCAUGUUUUCUAUGAUUUUUUUUCUUAUAGGUUUUACAUUUUGUUCCAAAAUUAGAAUAUGAUAUCCACUCUUUUAUCAAAUGGUAUUCAGUUUUAAAAAACUA
Molecule: messenger RNA, 2634 nt
Organism: Brassica napus (rape)
Lineage: Eukaryota; Viridiplantae; Streptophyta; Magnoliopsida; Brassicales; Brassicaceae
Product: protein SDA1 homolog
Exons: 15
Coding region: 49-2466 (805 amino acids)
Biological process (GO): ribosomal large subunit export from nucleus; ribosomal large subunit biogenesis
Cellular component (GO): nucleolus
Source: RefSeq, a predicted model, not a curated record